AUGUCAGUGACCGAGAUGCCGAAUGACGAGUCCGAUGUGUUUGUGAUGACCCAUGAUAGCCUUCAAGCAUCCGAUGUGAAAGAACGUUUGCGAAUUGUGUGUCGCAACCUGCCCGUGCCACCAACCGGCAGGAUUCCGAUGCCUGAGAGAUCGCAUGCAAACCCCUCGCGUGAAAAGACGAUUCCAAAAGAGAAUCUCCUGCCUAAGACUUUCGUAGGACCUGCUGCUUGUGAGAAGACUGAAGUCACGGAGCCUCAGAGCAUCACAUGUUGUCCAACCAAGUCGUUAGCACACGAUGUCAUGUUUGCUACAACCAUGCAUAUCUCCCAGUCAAAGGAGACCCAGGAAAAGGACCUGCAGAAGCUCAGCUACGACCAACUCAAGGAGAUGCCCAUCAGGUUCGGAUCUGCCAAGACCGGUCAAAGUUUUCUGACAGUGGUGAAAGAAGAUCCGAAAUACUGCACUUGGUUUCUUCGCCAAUACGGCAACAGUCAGAAGUUGGAGCACCAAGAAUUCCUUCGAUUCCUGGAGUUGUGGACAGAACGUCAAGAACUGGAACAGAAUUGGAUGGAACGCCAAGAGAAGACCGUUCCAGCUCCCUUGGCCAGCAAACCCAAAGCCAAGGCCAAGAGUGGAGGGGGACAUGGGAAGUCUUCCGAACGUCCCAUGACGAUCGACUUGGAAGAGGAAGAGGAGGAACCUUGGGACACAGUAUCUCUUCGGGGAAGCCAGAUCAUCGACGAGCAAGUGAGCCAACGACUGAAUCAGCUAGAACAUGUUCUAUGGCAGGUAGUGGGCCAGAUGCAGCAGCUGUGUCCUCCAGCUCCCGAGGAUCCUGGCAAGGUCUCGGACCCUCCGGGAUAUCCUCCAGCAGCCGUACAGAUUUUGUCAGGACCACAACAUGAGCAGAAGCCUUCCAUGAAAUCCGAUGAUUCACAGUUUUUGCAGGACCCUACUAUUCUUGCUGAUGCCAAAGAGAUUGCUCCCAGAGUUGGCACUCUUGUUUUGGAAAAGGGUCCUUUGUUUGAUCGUAUUCAGGAAGCCUGCCCAAAUCAUGUGAUCCGAGUGCUUGAGAUUUGCAAAGGGGCGGACCGUUUCCGACAGUCUCCCAUUCGAUUGAUGCCACAUGAGGCUCCCCUUAGACUGACUGCCAAUGACAAAAGGGAAGUCCCACCAGGUGUUUUAGAACUACCGACCAAGAAAAUGCGUUUGACCUCAGAGGGAGAUCCAAUGGAGCCUCUUUCAAAGAAUGCGCAUGAACCACAGCAAGAAGUGCCAGAAGAAGGUGCCGGAGACUUCAAAUGCAGCACCUGUGUCGAGACACAAGCUCCAAGAAUCUCUCGACCGGCGUCCUUGUCGGAGCCCCGAGAGUUCAAUGACUGUGUUGGAUGCGACUUAACAUCAUGGACCUCUCGAAAUGGGAAAGUGUUUCAAUCUGUACAUCUGAUCGACAUGGCGACCAAUUUUCAACUGGCCUCCACGGUUUCCCAGACGGACGCUUCAACGUUGUUUGAGACAAUUCAAGAAUGCUGGUUCGAAUGGGCAGGUCCAUGCAAACAACUGGUUGUGGACAACGAAUCAGCCCUAUGCUCUGAUGAAUUCACCAAACAUGCCCAGAGCAGCGACAUUCAUUUGAGAGUUGUGGCAGCCUAUGCACACUGGCAAUUGGGAAAAACAGAACGUCAUGGUGAUAUCCUCCAACACAUGUUAGAGCGAUUUGAUGUGGAUCAAACUAUAUCCACCAAUGAUGAGUUUCGGAAAGCCCUCCAACAGUGUUGCAAUGCAAAGAACUCUCUAGCCCGGUCCAAAGGAUACACCCCAGAAAUCUUAGUACUUGGGAAGAGUCAAUGCCUACCUGGAAGCGUGUGCGAAGACGUGCCCAAAGCAUCACAUUUUCUCUAUGAAUCAGACAUUCCUGAGGGACUAGCCCUUAGGAAACACCUUGAAUAUCGUGAAUGUGCUCGAAGGGCUUUCGCACAAGCUGACAACAGUGAGAAGCUACGCAGAGCAUUUCUCCGGAGGCAAAGACCUCACCGAGGUCGACAUAUAGGUGGAUCCUUUGUCAUGUUCUGGCGUCCAGGAAAGGGUGAAUAUCACGGAAGAAUCAGAGAGUGCCCCAACUGUGGCAUUUCCUCCAGAGCCUCCUAUCCUCGGAAGGGGGACAAACUUCUCCGUAUCCACAAUCGACCGCGCUGGACCGACUUUGAUCCUAGCAGCUGCGCUGAUUGCCCAGUAGACAUCCUGAACGUGAUGGCCCAAGCGAGGGGUUUGCUGCAGCAGGUGUGGUCCAGGAAAAACCACUUGCGGCGCUUGGGGCGGAUUGGUGUUCGAGCCAUAGGCGCUGGCCAGUUCCGACCCCCACCAGCGCCGCCCGCCCCGCCUGCCCCGGCCCCAGCCGUGGGCGCUGGCGCGGCGCCGGCGGCAGCAGGGCCGUCGCCCUAUGCAGCGGCGUCGUCCUCGAGCCCGGUGCCAACCCGCCCGCGCCUGGGGGCUAAGAAGUCGGCCCGCGCGGGCAAGGAGCCUGUGACCAGAGAUUGCACCAUCCAUCUGCACAAACAUAUGCAGAAGAUCUCCUUCAAGAAGCGCGCGCCGCGAGCCGUGCGCGUGGUGAGGCAAUUUGCCUCCAAGGUGAUGCUGACGCAGGACGUGCGCAUCGAUACCAAAUUGAACAAGUUCCUCUGGAGCAACGGAGUCCGCAACGUGCCCCGGCGAGUGCGCGUGCGCCUGUCACGGAAGCGGAAUGAGGACGAGGAUGCCAAAGAGAAACUCUUCACAUUGGUGCAGCAUGUACCUGUUGAGAGCUUCAAAGGUCUUCAAACAGAGACCGUGAAGGAUGAAUGA
Molecule: messenger RNA, 2841 nt
Organism: Cladocopium goreaui
Lineage: Eukaryota; Dinophyceae; Suessiales; Symbiodiniaceae
Source: the annotation of a GenBank genome assembly